AGACACGAAAAAGAAUUAGUCAUGCGUAGCAGGUACACCUGUAUUCGUUGAUGUUUACUUGUCGACCAUUAGUGUAUGUGUGUAAAGGGACCAUAGCACAUCAGCUUUAAUGUAACUCCCUUAUUCAAGACACCUUCAUACACCUGGAAUACAAGUGAAUUAUUUGGAUAUCAUGGAUGCAGGCAAAUACGACCAACUUGCUAAUAAAGCGGAAGUGCAUUACAAUAGACGGGCGAGCAGCUAUGAGGAGGAGUUGCAGGCUAAAGGCUAUCAAGGACCAGUUACUGCAGCCAGAGCAUUGGCGGGGGUACUUACCGAGGACAGGAAGGGGAAAGUCAUCCUAGAUAUUGGUGGAGGAACGGGUCUUGUUGGAGUGGAGUUGGUGAAGGAAGGAUUUGAGACAAUAGAUAUUUUAGAUCCAGCUGAAAUGAUGCUGGCAGUUGCACGGCAGAAACGUAUUUACAGGAAUGUUAUUACAUCGACAGUAAACGGACUCAACUCGACGCCCCUAAAAAGAGAUAGUUACGAUGCUGUUCUUUGUGUCGGUGUAAUAUGCAUGGCUGGACCAGGUUUUACAUGUCCAGACCUCGAGGAGGUGAUUCGAGUAGCUAAACCAGGCGGAAUUAUAGUUAUGACACUUCGGACAGAAACCUUAUACUCAAACUUGUACAGGGACAAACUGCUGCCAUUUUGCGACAAACUUCAGGCGGACGGAGCUUGGAAACUUCUAGAACGGUCAAAGUUUGAUUACAUGCAUGGCGUUGAGGGACAGUUGUUUAUAUAUCAAAAGCUGUAAUAUGUUGAUGUUUAUAUCUUCUGCAUGAUUUUCUUUCUUUUUUUAUUUAAUUUGAAUUGCAUUUCGUUUUAAUAAAGAAACACUGAAAAACGUCUAAUGAAAAACAAAUAAUGGGCUAUUUAUAUACUUAACUAUUUAAGUAGUUAUUUUGUACCGAGCUUUCACUUUUACAUUUAUGUGAUGUUGACCGAAAUUUCCACGGUAGCUAGUGCACGUCCUUUUGUUGUAGAAAACCAUUUGCUUUCAACUGAAUUUGUUUAAAAAAGGAGUUGAUAUUAUAUCUUCAUUUGGCAUUAACUUGACUGACUGUAACAGAUAACAUUAAUUUCAUUUUUCAGAUUGAAAAUUUGUACUUUGUACUAUUUGUACUAUCAGACAAACAACAAGUAUUACAUAACUGAUUUACUCUAUCAUUCAAAGUAAAAUUAAAUGAACGGCAGCGUUGACACCUCACAUACUUCUAUGUUUAGUGUUAUUCCUAUUUGUGUCAACCUCAGUUUUUUUCAUACCAUUAUGAUAAGUACAUCGGGAUCUAUUAUGGUGUUGUUUGAAUCAUUGGAGUUAUGUAACAUUUUACCUGUAUUCUCAGCCCAGACUUUCGCUGUACUAGGCUUAGGUCAGGAUAAGCGGGAAACGACAAUACUUCUUUACAGACCCUAUGAUAAAUUACAAUGCAGUACACACUGCACAGGUAAUUUAAUAGAUCACACAUCACCAAACACUAACCUAAAACUUCAUAAAACAUCUUAUAUGUGUUUUCUCUGUUGGGUUUACUCACUCCAUAUAUUACUUCAUAUAUAUAUUUUAUUACUUAAUAAAUAUUAAAUAUUUACACUU
Messenger RNA from Pecten maximus, 1633 nucleotides. RefSeq lists its product as uncharacterized. Lineage: Eukaryota; Metazoa; Mollusca; Bivalvia; Pectinida; Pectinidae. The coding region runs from base 173 to 796 and encodes 207 amino acids. The record is from RefSeq and is a predicted model, not a curated record. The transcript has 5 exons.